Molecule: messenger RNA, 2112 nt
Organism: Perca fluviatilis (European perch)
Lineage: Eukaryota; Metazoa; Chordata; Actinopteri; Perciformes; Percidae
Product: E3 ubiquitin-protein ligase TRIM39-like
Exons: 10
Coding region: 65-1768 (567 amino acids)
Molecular function (GO): zinc ion binding; protein binding
Source: RefSeq, a predicted model, not a curated record
UAUUUAAACACCACAUCCUGAACGUUCUGCAUCUGUUCUGCAUGAGGACGAUCAGGAGCUCAACAUGACAACCCAAACUACAGUAACAAUUUUGGCGCUUGAUGAGCCGUUUAAGGAGCAGUUCAAUUGCUGCAUCUGUCUGGACAUCUACACCAAGCCUGCCACCAUCCCAUGUGGACACACCUUCUGCCUGGACUGCAUCGACGGCUUCUGGGACACUAAGACCAAGGCUGAGUGUCCGCUGUGCAAAGAGACAUUCAGAAAGCGUCCACAACUCAGGAUCAACCAAGGAUAUGAACAAAUCAUUGAAUUAUAUAAAAGGUCUCAGGAGGAGAAUGUUGACGGUGUGGGAAGCAGGAAAACUUCCCCAAUCCCACUUUUCGAGCCUGAAGAGAUUCCCUGUGACAUCUGCCAUGGAGACAAGUCUCCAUCAGUCAAGUCUCCAUCAGUCAAGUCGUGCCUCGUGUGCCAGGCGUCUUAUUGUGAACUUCACCUCACACCACACCUGAGGGAUCCAGCGCUGCACAGACACCAACUUACUGAUCCGGCCACCUUCGCCACCAGUCACCUCUGCAGAAAGCACCAUGAGCCGCUGACAAUGUUCUGCAAGAAGGACCAUAAGCCUGUUUGUGUUCAAUGCACAGAGAGGGCACACAAACACCACAAGACCGUCCCCAUGGAGGAGGAGAACAAGAGGGUCAAGAUUCGUUUGAGAGAGAUGAUAUCCACCAUUCAACCAAUGAUCCACACCAGACUGAGAAAAGUGAAGGAAAUACAAAAUUCUGUGUCUGUAAGCAGAGAAAUCACAGAGAGGGAAAUAGAGAGCAGCGCUCAGAUCUGCAGCAUGCUGAUAAGCGCCAUCGAGAGACAGCAUGCCGGGCUGGUCGAGGAGCUGGAGAAGAGGCAGCAAGAAGCUGAGAGGAGAGCUGAGGAGCUGUUCCAGGAGCUGGAGGAGGAACUCAAUGAUCUGCAGAUGAGGAGCAGCGAGCUGCAGCACCUGGAGCACACUCGGAACCCUGUUCACCUCGUACAGAGUUUCCCGUCUCUAAGACGACUCCCUCAUACUAGAGAGUGGUCUGAGGUUGCAGUCCACUCAGAUAACUGCAUGGGGGUGGUGAUGAGAGCCGUCUCCAAGCUUGGAGACAUCUGCCAGGAACUUGCCAACAAACUGUCUGCAGAAGAAACAGACAAGAUGGAUCAAUAUGCAGUCAAUGUCACUGUGGAUCCUGAGACUGCUUCAGGCUGGCUGGUCCUGUCUCCAGACAGAAAGAAGGUGAGAGUCAGCAGCAAGAAGAACAAUUCUCCACUCCCAGACAGUCCUCAGCGCUUUGACUCCUGCGUCUGUGUUUUGGGGAAACAAAGCUUUGCAUCUGGAAGACGCUACUGGGUUGUUGAGGUUGGGGAUAAAACAGACUGGGAUCUUGGCGUGGCCAGGGAGUCCAUCAACAGGAAGGGGGCCAUCACGGUGCGUCCCGACAGCGGUUACUGGGCGAUCUGCCGGAGGAAAGGUAGCAGUCUCAGCGCCUGUGCCGGUCCCUCCGUCGCCCUCCACCUCCAGGAAACCCCCAAGAAAGUGGGCGUGUUCCUGGACUACGAGGAAGGGUCGGUGUCCUUCUACGACGCUGAAGGAAAGACCCACAUUUACACUUACAGCGGGUGUGACUUCACUGAGCUCCUCUACCCGUACUUUAACCCCUGUGUUCAAGAAGAUGGGAAGAACACCGCCCCGCUGAUUAUCUGUCCUGUUGACGGAGGAGUCAGGGAAUGACGGGACAUAACCCUUGAGUCAGCUGCAUGAUGUGUCAUAAGAAAGGAUGAUGCUAACUGAUGUAAAAAAAAAUAUAUAUAUAUUAUAUAUAUUAGGCCUAUAUUUAUUGUACUGCAAUAAUAUUUGACCAACACUGGCCUGCAACAGGCCAACAUCCAUGAGUAAAGAUUUUUAUUUUAUUAUUCAAAAUAAUCUUUACAAAAUUAUAUCGCACUUGUACAUAAAUGUAAAUAAAAUGUGUAAAUGUUGUUGAAUGCACUGCAAAAGGUCAUUCCAUAGCCUAAAUGGGCAAUGGAGAACUUAAAAUUGUGAAACUGAAAAUAAAAGUUACGUAUUGAAGAUAA